Molecule: messenger RNA, 1594 nt
Organism: Rhinichthys klamathensis goyatoka
Lineage: Eukaryota; Metazoa; Chordata; Actinopteri; Cypriniformes; Leuciscidae
Product: serine/threonine-protein kinase pim-2-like
Exons: 8
Coding region: 421-1479 (352 amino acids)
Biological process (GO): regulation of mitotic cell cycle; negative regulation of apoptotic process; protein autophosphorylation
Cellular component (GO): cytoplasm
Molecular function (GO): protein serine/threonine kinase activity; ATP binding
Source: RefSeq, a predicted model, not a curated record
UAAUUGACCACUGACAUUGAACAUUGAUUAUUAUCAAAACAUUACUAACUAUGUGAUGUCUGAAAUAUUCCAGCCUCAGGCCGCUCCAGAUCCAGGAGAGCUGCUUCCACUCAGACGGCUGGUCUGGAGGUUUGGAGACUCAGUUCUGAUGAUUUAGCUCCUCUGUCUUCUGAGUUUUCUGGUUCUGUGUUCACAGGUCAGGAUCACAGGAAGAGGGAGAGGCAGAGCGGCAGCCAGCAAAGCCCAGAUGGUGGAUUGUCAGGCCGCUCCAGAUCCAGUCAGAGAGCCGGAGAAUCGAGUCUUAGCAGCAGAGGGACGUACAUCGUUGAGUGGAGGUGGAGUGGCGACGGAUCGGACGGCCCAAGUGGACAGGACAGUUGUGGCAACUGGAGUUUGUCCAGGUCCGACAGCCUCCAAGAGAUGAUGUGUCCUCCGCUGCCAGGUCAAGUUCCUCUGGAGCCAACAGUGACUUCCAAUGGCCUAACAGCUCAUGGUGCCGUGGAGGCGUCUCCUGCGAACAAGAGCUCAACAGAAAAACCUACAGAAUAUAGGGAGAGGAAAGGAAUUUGUGGUUUCCUCAGGAGCGUGUGGAAGGCUCUGAAACAUCAUUUCGGCUGCUGUCGUCACAGCAGUGCUGUGGAUGUUGUGGAGCCUUUCGUCCCUCCACCAGAUCUGGACCCAGAGCCUGAUCCAGAUCACUCAGCCGUCAAGCCAAAUAAUGGGUCCUUUGCGUCUCUCUUCAAGGUAGGAAAGAUGAUUGGAUCCGGGGGAUUUGGCAGGGUGUACGAGGGAAAACGGAAAUUUGAUGGCAAAAAGGUUGCCAUCAAGCAGAUCAGCAAGACUGACAACAAUCGUUAUCUUGAUAUUCCUGGGCAUCCCGAACCUCUCGUAACAGAAGUGGCGCUGCUGCUAAUGAUGAGGCAAGAACCCAGAAGCCCCUACGUCAUACAGCUGUACGAGUGGUUUGAACACCCUCGAAAAUUCACUCUCGUCAUGGAGUACCCCGAACCUUGCGAGAGCUUGCUGGACUUCAUCAUCCGUAACCCUGAACUGGAUGAACCAACGGCACGGGUCAUCAUGAGACAGGCUGUGCUGGCGGUACAACACUGCAUCGAACAUGGCGUUUUUCAUAAUGACGUUCAUGCGGAAAACUUCCUGAUGAAGAAAAACACGUUAGAGCUCAAGCUGAUAGACUUUGGCUGCGGUCAGCUACUUAGUAGUGACGGCUACGAGAGCAGAAUAUACCUUGGAUUAAUGGCUUACUGCCCACCUGAAGUCUUCACAGAUACGAGAUUCCACGCCGUCCCAACAAAUGUCUGGACUCUAGGAGUGUUGUUAUAUGAGAUGGUGAACGCAUGUUCUCCUUUUGGCAAUAGAAUGGAAAUCACACAAGCCAAAGUUACAUUUAGGAACUCCAACUUAUCCAAAGGAAAUAACAUACUUGCUGUCCUUGGUGGAGGGCUUGAGCUCGUGACGUGACCCGAAGCCCGAAAUCCAACUUCAACUCGACAGGGAACUCAAGCCGCCACACCAGAGAGCUCAGAGCCUGGCAACACGGGGGAUCUUUCGGACAGUGAAUCGAUCAAGAACAAUU